Messenger RNA from Fraxinus pennsylvanica, 2379 nucleotides. NCBI's taxonomy places the organism in Eukaryota, Viridiplantae, Streptophyta, Magnoliopsida, Lamiales, Oleaceae. The record is from the annotation of a GenBank genome assembly.
AUGGCUGACCCUACGGCGGUCGCCGAUCCUCCAAUGCCUCCGCUUUCUGUCACUGCUGCAAAUGAUUUUGAUUCCGGCCUCUCAAUGCCACCCCUCGAUCGCUCUUUCUUUUCUGAACACCUGACCUCGCCCUAUAACAAUAACGAUAACAACAGAAAUGACGACGACGUCUUAGACCUUGAUUUCAAUUUCUCCUUCGACGAUCUGUAUCUUCCUUCCUCCGACCUCGGUGAUCUCCUCAUUGAUCCCGUCCCUGACACGAUUCAAGUUCAACCCGACUCGUUCAACGGCCAACUGGGAUCAGGGCCGAACCUGGAAAAUCCCUACAGUGUUUUCAAGUCAACCUCGGUAGAAUUACGUCAUCUUUGUGAUGGCAUCCCUGGAGAUCUAUCCGGUGAUCAGAGCUUGAAUGGGGCUGGGGUUACGAAUUCUGAGUUGCUGGUUUCAGAGUCUGCCCAAAUUUCUGGUUACCUGAACGUGCUGUCCCCGGAGUCGAAUGGAUCGAACCGCGGGAGCUCGGAGAAUUCUGGUGGUGACGAGAAGGCUUUGAAUUGUCUUUCGCCUGAAUCUCAUGUUUCGGAGAAUUGUGGCUCGAAUGUUUCGGUGGAGUCAAAUAAUUGUGCCCAAUCGGUAAAUGUUUCUCCUAAUUUUGAUGAUAGUUCAAUUAGAACUGGUGUUGUUGAUCAGAAGAAUAAAUUAGAAAAAUCAGCGUAUAUUGAUGUGAGUAAUUCUGCCAUGAAAAGGAAAAAAGAGAGUGAAGAUUCUACUAAUACUAAUAGUGAGUCUAGAAUUAAUAAAUAUAGGAAAUCUAGCAACUGUGUUGAAAAUAAUAAUAUCAGUGGCUGUGGGUUGAGUGAAGAGGAUGAGAAAAGAAAGGCAAGGUUGAUGAGGAAUAGAGAGAGUGCACAAUUGUCAAGGCAAAGAAAGAAGCACCACGUUGAGGAGUUGGAGGAUAAGGUGAGGUCAAUGCACUCUACAAUUCAAGAUUUGAACGGGAAGAUUUCAUACUUCAUGGCAGAAAAUGCGACUUUAAGGCAACAAUUGGGUGCUGGCAAUGGUAUGGCUGUGCCUCCCCCAAUGGCACCGCCACCUUCAGGAGUGUACCCACAUCCAGCAAUGAUGUAUCCAUGGAUGCAGUAUCCCGCGCCCUAUGCGAUGAAACCACAAGGGUCACAGGUUCCAUUGGUGCCUAUCCCAAGGUUGAAACCGCAACAGCACGUGGCAUCGCCAAAUCCAAGUACGAAGGUGGAUGGUAAGAAGAAAGAUGGAGUGAAAACUAAGAAGGUUGCUGGUGUUAGUUUCUUGGGGUUGCUGUUUUUCAUAAUGUUGUUUGGUGGGUUGGUUCCAAUGGUGAAUGUAAGGUAUGGUGGAGUGAGGGAGUCAUUUACGGGUGGAGAGACUUAUAUUGAUGAUGGGUUUUACAGGAAGCAUCAUGGAAGGGUGUUGAUGGUAAAUGGGUCCGAAUAUGGUGAGAAAUUUGGUGAUGGGAUAGAUUUUAAUUGUACUAAAAAUUGUGGUUGGAGAGGUCAUGUUGGUGGAGGGCCAAGUGUGGAUGAGUUUGCUCGUGUGGGCAAUGGUAAUGAUCCUCUAGCAGCAUCUUUGUAUGUUCCCAGGAAUGAUAAGCUUGUCAAGAUUGACGGGAACUUGAUUAUUCAUUCUGUUCUGGCAAGCGAGAAAGCUAUGGCUUCUCGUAAAGAUGAUGGAGACGAGGCAAGUGUGGAGACUGGCCUGGCUGUUCCUCGAGAUUUGGCUCCUGCUAUUCCUGUUCUAGGUGUUGGAAAAAAUGGUGGAAGACAUCCUCACUUAAGGGCUCUUGAUUCCGGUUCUGCAGAUAGAGAUCUGAAGUCUAAAGCAGCUGAUGGCAAGCUUCAACAGUGGUUCCGUGAAGGCCUUGCUGGGCCAAUGUUAAGUUCUGGCAUGUGUACCGAAGUGUUCCAGUUUGAUGUGUCAUCAGCUUCUGCUUCUGGUGCCUUAGUUAGAGCUACUGUGAGGAAUAUUACUGCAGAAGCUGAAAAGGUUCAGAAUUCUACAUACCUCAGAAAGGGUAGGAAUAGAAGAAUCCUCCAUGGACUUCCCAUUCCCCUUCGUGGAACCUCUCGUAACAUUUCUAAAGAACACGAAGGAAGGAAUUCGCAGAAAGAGAACUUGAACGGAAAUAAUUCAAUAUCUUCAAUGGUCGUUUCUGUGCUUUUUGAUCCUAGAGAGGCUGGGGAUAUUGAAGGGGAUGGCAUGAUGGGAGCAAAGCCCCUUUCUCGGAUUUUUGUUGUUGUACUAAUUGACAGUGUCAAUUUCGCUGGAAAACUGGAGCUUGGAGGAUUUAUCCCAAAGGUUCCUGUUGGUAAUGCCAAGACUCGUGCUCUAAAACAUGGUUAUCAGUGA